Acanthaster planci (crown-of-thorns starfish) is the source of this 4969-nucleotide messenger RNA. RefSeq names its product proton-coupled amino acid transporter 1-like. The record is from RefSeq and is a predicted model, not a curated record. Gene Ontology annotation, cellular component: vacuolar membrane. Gene Ontology annotation, biological process: L-alanine transport; amino acid transmembrane transport. NCBI's taxonomy places the organism in Eukaryota, Metazoa, Echinodermata, Asteroidea, Valvatida, Acanthasteridae. Gene Ontology annotation, molecular function: L-proline transmembrane transporter activity; L-alanine transmembrane transporter activity.
AUAUUAGGCAAUGUCUGAUCAUUUUCUGGGAAUUAAAUAGAGCUCUCACAAAAUAUACAAAUGAUGUUUAGAAAAGGCUCUGAAUCUGAAGCAGCUCUGGUUGUUCACAACUACGUUCCUUUAGUUUUGUUUAUAUUUGUUGAUAUAGUGUGCAGUGAGUUUGCCAUGACAAUAACCCAGGUUUAACCACGGACGUUUAUAAAAAAAUCUAGACUCGCAAUGCCCUUAAUCAGCAUAUAGAGAUCAUUGAAUCCACUAGCGGCUAUUUUACCGAGCCGAAUACAAAGGUUGCCCGGCAAUGCCCGCCUUUGUUCUCCCUGGCGUCAAUAGAAGCUAGCCAACCCACGCUUCUGUUUCAUACAAAGGUGUUGCAAGUCCAGGUUUUUUAUAUACAUGUGCAUCCGUGGGUUUAAGACUCACUGACAUCUGUUAUCACAUUUUGAUGAAAGUGUGACCGGGUUGAUCCCAUACCAGUAACAUUGUUGAUCACUCAUGGCAAUGAGUUUACCUUGGAUGGUGCAGUACCAGCAUGGGCAAUAUGUUCAACCUCUGACCAGACAUGACCAGCAUGGAUGGCUGAACAUGGCUAAUCAUGUUUGACCUCCACGACUUGUGGUUGACAUCAUGCAGUGGCAUGACAUCCUUAAUUCAUUAUUUUGACAUCUCACAAAAGUGGCCCAGACUACCGGUAGCAUUCAGCGGGGAUGUCAAGUUUUUUGAUGACCAGUGAGUAUCUUUUCAAUGAGAAAAUGGCAGAAAAGCAACCUUUACUCCGAGAUUUCCACAGCUACCCACCCACCACUAGACCCCAAGGUAGACAGCUUGGCCGUGUUCCCGCUGAAGCAGAGAAUACUUCAGCUGAGGUUGUGUUCCAAGGGACACCUAAUGCUAACUUCACAGUGUCAACAGAAUCAAGGCUGGCAACUGAGCAUGCCACAACGGAUUUGCAGACGUUUAUGCACAUACUGAAAGGGAAUAUAGGAACAGGUCUUUUGGGACUACCAUUUGCAGUGAAGAAUGCAGGAAUUGUGGUUGGCCCGCUCGGCCUUGCAUUGAUGGGGGUUGUUGCCCUAACCUGCAUGCACAUCAUGGUGGUUGUAUGUCAUGAUCUAUGUGAACGAACUGCCAGUGUCACACUUGAUUAUGGUGAGGUUGCAGAACAGUCACUAAAACAUGGGCCAAUUGGCUGGUUACGACAAAAAUGCUCCAUUGGUCGUUAUGUAGUAAAUGGAUUCCUCAUCUUCACUCAGCUAGGAUUUUGCUGUGUGUAUUUCCUCUUCAUGGGUGACAACAUCAGACAGAUCUAUUGCCACUAUUAUGAUACUGGUGUGCCAUCUCUACAGCUCUUCAUCCUGAUGUUAUUUCCUAUGGUUCUUGUUUACUGCUACAUCAGGAAUCUGGAUGACUUAGCUCCAUUUUCUGCUCUUGCAAACAUCUUGACCAUUGUAUCAAUACUCAUCAUCUAUGAAUAUCUGGUGUCGCACGUUGGAGAAUUCAGUGACCCUAAGGAAUUACCUCUCGCUGGUAAUCUGAAUGAAUUCUUCAUUUUCUUUGGCACUGCCAUCUACUCCUAUGAGGGUAUUGGAGUGGUUUUACCAUUGGAGAACAAAAUGAAGAACCCUCAGAAUUUCAACCGAGUCAUGCUGAGUGGAAUGUUCAUCGUUGUCUUUCUCUACGUCUCAAUGGGUGUGCUAGGAUAUUUGUGCUUUGGAGGUACAACAGCUGACACUAUAACCUUGAAUCUACCGUACAGUGGUUUGUACCUUGCAGUACGAGUCAUGCUUGUAGGUGCUAUCUUUGUGACCUAUGGUGUUCAGUUCUAUGUGCCUGUUAUCAUAUUGUGGCCAUUCUUCAUGGAGAGAAUGCGGGAACGGUAUCACUUCAUUGGUGAAAUGUUCUUCAGAACUCUACUUGUUGUUCUUACAAUGGUUCUGGCCAUGGUUGUACCUCAUCUAGCUCUCUUCAUUGCCUUUGUUGGUGCCUUCAGUUCUACUGCUCUUGCCAUCAUCUUUCCACCUGUUCUUCAGGAGUUUACUUUCUACGAUUAUGGCUAUGACAACCCCCGUAAGGUAUUUCGGCUUUUCCGGAAUAUCUUAAUCAUUAUUUUGGGCAUUGUAGGCUUUGGAUUUGGUACAUACGUGGCACUAAAAGAAAUUAUUAACAGCUUAGAGAAACCCAACCCUGAUAUUUGUCAGAAUCUCUAACUGUAUGUAGAUUAAAAUUGUGCUUCACAUUUGCUAGUUUCAGCUAUUAGAAAUUGUCUCAAUUUUAUUGCCUUUCUUUUGUAUUAUGGUGUUAACAGUAAAGCAUUUGUUUGUUAACAGGAGGUAAUGCAAAUCCAGUCCUUAUGAUUCAAACUUAAAAGCCAGGGCAAGUGAGAAUCCAAACUUGGAUUUUUAAAUUGAUUUUAUACAAAAUAUGAAGCAUCACUUUGCUAAAAAUAUAUUUUGAGGUAUUGAGUGUCGUGAGUUUGGGCAUGCUAUUUCAUGUAUUUGCAUUUGUGGAGAAGCUGGCAAUUGUGCAAUUAAUCUGUUGUAACACUCACUUCAGAUCAGACUGAAGGACCAUGACCUGUAACUAUUACAGUUGCUUUUAAGUCCUCCACAAUCCGACACUCUGUUCAGCGUGAUUCUAAUGAUUUUUGUUGGUUUACGCCAAAGUUUAAUAUUUGGAGAUCUGAGGAACUUUGAAAUAAUUUUUUUACAUGCUUGUAAAAUCACAUAGCUUUUUAAAAUCUAGAAUGGAAGAGGGAGAAAUCCCUUUUUUAGAUUUUGAAAAUGCAUCAUUUUGGAAAGUGUUUUAUUACAUUUUCCAUUUGUAUUGAAAUGGAAAGGUGAAUCCUAUGAGGAUGAUUCAGAAUUUCCAUUUGAAUCUAUUGGUGAUGUAUAAAUAGGCAUGUAUUUAUGGAGGUCACUUUUGUAAAAUGUAAAUAUUAGAUCUUGUCAGCGGUGUAGAAUAGAGGAAUAUUAACCCUCGAGUUAAAGUUUUCAAAUGUGCCAAUUUGAAUGUUUUGCAGCACUAAUCAUAAAUGAGAAAAAAAAGUUUUGGCAACUGUCAAAUGCACAGUGCAUGUGCCUAACCCUAGGUCACCAGUUUAGGCUUCAUUUGUGUUUGAACAGUAACUCUCCUGCUGGCCUUGCCCACCAUUUGUUUUUCACAAGGGUGCACUUGUGUUUGUGACCCAUAGGGUCAGCAAUUUUAAGGUUAAGCAAAAGGGUGCUGAAUGGAAUGACUGCUUGAAGUAUCAAAUUUAGCAGCAAAAUAGCAAAACCUAGUUGCUUGAAAAAAUCCUAAAUAAAUAAGUCUGGCUGUUUUUUUUAUAUUUGAUAAUUUUUUGUUGGAGCCCAAAAUGUGUUAUCAGAGAAUCUUCUCAGAAAAUAUCUGACAGUAAAAUGUCAUUAAGGAAAGAUUUGAUAACACUGAUCUAGAUUGCUCAGUCAUGAGGCUUGGGUGUACAGAUCAGUUUAGAAGGUUUAAGAAAAAGGGAUGUUGAAAAACUCGUGAAGAAUACCCAAGUUACAUGUCUUUUGGUUGACCUGGACAAUUAUAAGCUCAAAUUUAGGUAGAUUGUAUGUAACCAACUGAAUAAUAUCUUUAUUUUUAUAUAAAGCCUGUAAAUAACAGUAUCAUAAAUUUCUUGGCCAUAUUUUAUCAAAAGGGCAGUUCCAUAGUAACGGAAGGCAAGUUUGACACAUGUUGACAUACUUCAAAAGUGGUGUUGUGUGAAUACAUUACCAUAAAAUUAAUUUUUACACUAUGCAUCUUUUGCAUCCACACUGUACGUCUUUUGCAUCCACACUGUACGUCUUUUGUGCAUGUCAAAAUCUAUCAAACUAUUAUUCCACUACUGUGGAAUUGCAAAGUAUCAAUAAUGUACUGUGUAUAGCUGCUCACUGUUAAAGGUAUUUGGGUCAUAGCUCGCUAAAUAUUCAAAAUUUCAGCUGUUUUUUGGUUGAUACUGAAAAUAUCAUUCAUUGAUUCAUCAUUAUUAAAAUGUUGCUUUUUAAUUUCUUCCAAAAAAGAUAACAUAAUAUUAAGAGUAGAAAAUGUUGCUGGGUCUUGGUGUUUAACUGGGUCAGCUGGGAACCACUGCAUGCAGUCUUAAUCCCAAAGUUAUGCAUGAUUUGCAUAGGAUUGUUGGGCUUGUUUCUUGUUUUCAAGAAGUAGCUUUUCUGCGUGUAGAAAACAGAUUCACUUGAAUCAACAAAUCUGUCUCCAACAUUUGAAAAACAUGUUUUGUCUUCACUGCAUGGUAGUGCUUGAAGAUUACCUCUACAAAAAUGCAAACGGCCACUUUGUCAACCUUUGGGCAAAUCUUAACUAAUAAGGUUCAAAUACAUGUAUUGUGUAUUGCUGUACUGCUUCUCUAUUCUUUUUCCCUUGUACAUAAAUAUGGCAAGUUAUAUUUUCUGCUUAAAGCUUUGUGUAAUUGGUCAGAGGUCUGCAAUGGAACUGUUUUCUGGAUCUUCAUAGUCGACAGUGUGACAGAACUCUGUAUUUUUGGUGUUAUUUCCUGCGUUUGUAACAGUCAAUUUUUUUGUAAGUUUUUCUUCAGUUGUCUUUUAAUUUGAUUUGUCUUUGCAUACAUUUUACGAUUCACUGUGUUAUGUGUGUGAAGGAGGGAUUUUCACGUGUAGAUUCUAAAUUCAUUCAAAUUUUUCACAAAAUUUUAGUUACUCCAUAUUUUGUAAAAUAUAUUUGGUAUUUUACACUGAAGAGUCCAGGUUCAUUUUGUCUUGUGGUCACAGUAUCACAUAAACCACGAUGAUUGUCAAGAAAUACAACUAUAUACUCUGGAGUUUAUUCUGAUUUAUGUUUUAUCAGCAGACAUACUUUGAGUAUUUAUAGAGGGAUCAGACUUGGUUGCAUUUGGUGAAUGCGGUUUUCUGCCCGUAAAACAAACUUUUUUCCAGUGCUUGAUUUUCUUUUCUUCUGUUUGAGGUCAUGAAGAAGUGAUGAAAAUAAAGUU